Messenger RNA from Bipolaris zeicola 26-R-13, 987 nucleotides. RefSeq lists its product as uncharacterized. Lineage: Eukaryota; Fungi; Ascomycota; Dothideomycetes; Pleosporales; Pleosporaceae. Gene Ontology annotation, molecular function: RNA binding. The transcript has 2 exons. The record is from RefSeq and is a predicted model, not a curated record. Bases 1 to 987 code for a protein of 328 amino acids.
AUGGCCGUCUCAAGGGUGUUCUCACGGAGCCACCUUCUCUGUCGUGCGAGCGCUUUGUGCAUACGCGCCACUCCCCCAGCAAUCCCAUCAAUCACUUCAUCAUUGCCCAGGAGAACCUUUACUUCCAGUAUAUCAGCAUGGGAAGAGAUUGUUCAAACACCUUCAAGAGGCCCAGAGAUCGCUCUCACAGAUAACCGUACCGCUUCAGCGGGUAUCACGGCAAAUUCCAUUAGUUUGCUAAAGAUUUCAAAGCGAUUAUCAAGAGGCGACAUUGAAGAGUUUUUGCGGCAAAAUGGUUUCAACAUAAAGAAAAUGCAAAUGCGAGUAGAUCGCUUCACAUUCCACAAUGACACCAUGUGCUUUGUGGAGCUAGGAAGCCCUGAAGAAGCCCAGAGAGCGGUCAAAAAGCUUAAUCAAGCAAAAUUACAGAACAAAAGCAUCGUAGUCAAGCCUUUGAAAGACGAUUUCUACUGGGGUCAUCAGGAGACCACAAAGCACUCGCCCUACGGAUCUCGCUUCUUCAACGACGAAGGCGAUGCUGCGCAAGAGGCUCUCAGCCCCUUGGCCGAAGGACGCCGGAUGGUUCUUUCAGUGAAGACACCAGGCUGGUCGCCUAAGUCCAGAAUCACCGAAGCCAGACAGAACGCAAUUAAGAUCAUUGAGGAAAACUUUGGCAAAUAUGGUGUUGAGAGAGUCAGCGAUAUGUCAGUGUUCUUUGGCGACAAAAAGGAAAACCCUCGCCUGCUGGGCUGGAUCGACUUCAAAACGAAAGAAGGUGCCGAGCAGGCGGCUGUGGAGAAGCAUAAUACGGAAAUAAAUGGCCGUCUCGUGUGGCUGCAAGCCUCCAACCCCUCCAAGUGGAGAGUACAGCAGUACUCGAAGUCUGCCCCGCAGUUGGUACAAGAGUUGCAGGAGAAAGGUACGGUGUCGAAGGAAAUGUACGAGGACAAGUUUGUCACUCCACUCCCGAAGAACAAAUCCAGCUAG